CUUAUCCACAUGCACGCAUGUAAAUUAUGAAGAGAAGCCCAGGAACAGAAAGCUGAAGCAAUGGCCGUGUCCUCCACCAUUGCCACCGUCUACAUUUCAGCUAAAAACAUUCCAACCACUCAAGCACCAAAAAUUGGAUUCUCAAGUUUCAUUGCUUUUCCUGUGAAACCAUGUAGAUUCUUAAGCAUCAGAAGCUCCGGUGAUGUCUCGGCCGAGACCUCUAACACAGAGGUAGAUUCAGAUAGUUCCAUUGAAGUUCCACAAGAACCACCGUCUUUAAUUUCUGCUCUUAACGUGGACAAGGCUCUCCGCGGCUUACCAAUUACAGACGCAGAUCAUUAUGGUAGACUAGGUAUUCCAAGAGGAUGCCCCUUUGAUAAGGUGGCGGUUGCUUAUAAUAAGAAGGUUCAAGAAUUGAAGAGUCAAAAUUUAGAGGAAGAAGAACUCGGUCAAAAAUUAGAACUUCUCAAAGAAUCAUACACCAUUCUGUCUUCCGAAGAUGAAAGAAGAAUGUAUGACUGGAGCUUGGCCAGAACGGAAAAUAAAGACAAAUACGUUUGGCCAUAUGAGGUUGACAUAACACUAAUCCCCACAGGAGAUCCUCCACCUCGGGAACCUGAGGAUGUAGGACCAACGAGAGUAGUUGGAUACUUCAUAUUGGGAUGGAUAAUGCUCUCGUUUGUGUUAUCUAUUGCACUAAACUUGUAGAAAGAAGUGUACAUUUGUGAAACUUUUGUUCUCGAUCCAAAACAGAUACAUAAAGCUCCAGUAAAUGAAUAUUUAGAUUUAAUUUCAUGCAUCUAAAAUUAUAAUAAAGUCACUAAAAUAAAUAUU
Molecule: messenger RNA, 834 nt
Organism: Abrus precatorius (Indian licorice)
Lineage: Eukaryota; Viridiplantae; Streptophyta; Magnoliopsida; Fabales; Fabaceae
Product: NAD(P)H-quinone oxidoreductase subunit U, chloroplastic
Exons: 5
Coding region: 61-708 (215 amino acids)
Cellular component (GO): chloroplast thylakoid membrane; NAD(P)H dehydrogenase complex (plastoquinone); chloroplast
Source: RefSeq, a predicted model, not a curated record